Molecule: messenger RNA, 4539 nt
Organism: Colletes gigas
Lineage: Eukaryota; Metazoa; Arthropoda; Insecta; Hymenoptera; Colletidae
Gene: Hmt4-20
Product: histone-lysine N-methyltransferase Suv4-20
Exons: 9
Coding region: 282-3770 (1162 amino acids)
Cellular component (GO): nucleus
Molecular function (GO): protein binding; histone H4K20 methyltransferase activity
Source: RefSeq, a predicted model, not a curated record
UCUCGGUUACGUUCUCAAUUAAAUGAUUAUUAUUUUUUAGUUUAUUUUGACAAAGCAAGCAUUGAGUUUUACCCGUGUUCUAGGAAGAUCGCGACUAAUUUUGUGCAAUGAUCGUUUUCUUUACAGUACGAAAAUAGGGAAAGUGUGUGUGCUUAUAGUAGAUCUGCCAUGAUAGAUCCGAACGCGUCUUCGUCUUAUUCCAAAAAAGUCAGAGGUUGUUAGCAAAAUGCGUGAUUUGUAUUGUCAGGAGAGCUUUUUAAAGUAACAGUACGGAUUACAGAAUGGUGGUGGAUUGCUUAUCCAUUCAAGGCUCAGCAGCUAUAGUACGGAAGCAGGAGCGAAGAUUAGGCGGGUCAGUGGGUGCAAAAAUGCAACCUAACAAUGUUGGUAGUUGCGGCGGGAUGACACCUAAAGAACUUUCCGACAAUGAUGACCUGGCUACUUCACUCGUGCUAGAUCCUUAUCUAGGGUUCACUACUCAUAAAAUGAAUAUCAGGUACAGGCCAUUAAAAGCAAAUAAAGAUGAACUUCGUAAAAUUAUUUGUGAAUUUAUUCAAACACAAAAUUAUGAAAAAACGUAUAAAAAAUUAAUGGGUGGGGAUUGGGGCGCACGACUUCCGCACACAAAAUCAAAACAACAGCAGACAAAUUUGGAGACACAUAUUUAUCGAUAUUUAAGAGUUUUUGACAAGGACUCGGGAUUUGCAAUUGAACCCUGCUACAGAUAUACUCUAGAAGGCCAAAAGGGUGCCAAAAUUUGUGCAACUCGAAAAUGGUUGAAACAUGACAAAAUAUCUUGUCUUGUUGGGUGUAUUGCCGAACUAAGUGAAAAGGAAGAAGCAGCAUUACUGCAUCCUGGAAAAAAUGAUUUCUCUGUAAUGUUUAGCUGUAGAAAAAAUUGUGCACAGCUGUGGUUAGGUCCGGCAGCAUACAUUAAUCACGAUUGUAGAGCUAACUGCAAGUUUGUGGCAACAGGGCGAGAUACAGCUUGUGUUAAGGUUCUACGUGACAUUGAAGUAGGAGAAGAGAUUACAUGCUUUUAUGGUGAAGAUUUUUUUGGGGAUGGUAACUGUUAUUGUGAAUGUGAAACUUGUGAAAGGAGAGGAACUGGAGCUUUUGCAAAUCAAAAGCCAGGAGAAGAACUUUCCUCUGGAUAUCGUCUAAGGGAAACAGACAAUCGUAUUAAUCGCACGAAACAUAGGCAGCAGCCAUUAAGUCGCAAUAAACAACAAGCUGAUACUGCGCUUACAGAGAGAAAUGCAGUGCUUGUCGGUAAUGCCGCAAUAGCACCGCAAAGUCUUAGUAUGAAGGAGUUACGGAGAAAGGGUUUAACAAAGUAUGACGCGGAAUUAUUAAUUGCACAGGGAUGUCGAUUUUCUGAUAUCACUCAGCAGCAACCUAUCAUAAACAAUGGAGAAAACCUGCUACAGACGUCACGUCCUCAUCCUUCUGCCAUUACUAAUUCUGUAACAAGAAAUUUACGAAAUAAACAGCUAAGUAAAUUUGAUAGUAACAAUGGUCAUCAGAAUAAUGUCAAAAAUAAUCAAACUCUUAGGGCCUCCAGGCUUCAUAAAAGAACAGAAACCAAGAAGAGUAGAGUCUCUGAAAAAGCUAGAUCUUCUUGUUUAAAUGGUACCAUAGCAAAAAAUAUUGAUAUAGAAGAUAUAAGUCAUCGUAAAGAAGACUCUGACAGAGUAGAAGCGGCCGAAGAAGUUAUGUAUUCUAGACUGCAUAAGCCUCAUUCUGAGAGUAACUUGGAUAAAAAGGUUCACAAUGUUUGCCAUGCUGAGAUCUUGCAUCACGACACGCUGGAACAAUCAACUUGUUCUAAUUUUAAAAGAGAAUGUUCACCUACAUUUGUCAAAGAUAACAGAGAAUUGGAUAACAAAUUGACAAACGAAAAGGAAGUAACUGAUAUUACUGUAGAAGUGAAUUCUAUUUCACCAGAUAAUAUUAAUGUUUCCGAUUCUAUACAAAAUCAUUAUAGUACAAAUACCUGUGAUUCAGUUCAUAUAAGUUCUAUAUCGAAAACUCGUUUAGAUCAUUUAUAUGAGGCUAGUAGCAAAAAAUUAAUUUCGCAAGAUAACUGUCAGUCAAGAACAUUUCAUUAUAGUUUGCCCUCGAUAGAGAAUACUGAAAAUGUAAAGAAUGUUUCUACACAGGCAAUAGAAUCGGGCAAUUGUAUCAAAAAAUUUCUAAAAUUUGAAAAACAAGAUUCAAACGAAGAGAAAGAAGAUAACUUUGAAGGCACGCACGAGAAACCUUUUUGCGAAACUGAAGAACAGACAUCUCUAAUACAUGUAAAAUCGCCUAAAAAUUUAGUAUUUACAGAGACUGAUACGACAAUUUCUACAUCGCUUGAUGCACAAAAAUCUAACGAGGAAUGCAAAAGAAGCAACUUCACAAGUUCAGCCGCAUUGGUCAACUAUUUGGUAGAAAAUGAUACGGACAAAUUUGCUACGUUUGUUUCAGAUUCUGAAAAACCUACAAUUAAAAAUGAAUUUAACGAAAUGAAUUUUGUUAAGGAAAAUUUUAACGUAGAAAAUAACGAAGCGAACGGCUUCGAAUGCCAUGGUACAGUAGUAACUCAUCAAAGUGAUUCGAUACUUAAAAACAAUGUAUACAUAGUAAAUGUCGCGAAUUCUUCUGAAAUGAAUUUUAAAAAAUCUGAAAUGAUCGAAACCUUGGCAACAGAUAUUGAUUCUCGUAUGCGCCCGUGUAAAGAAAGUAAUAAGAAUUUUAGUAUAAUGGCACCUAAUAAUUUCAGUGACACUACCACUCAUAAUAAUUUUGAAGAAGGUCGCAAUUUUAUUUUAAAUCAAUCUGUGCAAGCGAAUGAAGUGUCGAACACAAUAUUAAGAUCUCACAAAAGCCGGAAAAAACUGUUAAAUGAUAAAAAAUCUAUAAGAUCUGGUUUAAAAGAGGAAUUGGGAACUGUUAUAGAACACAAAACAGGCGAAAAUACAGUUGCAUGUAUUUCGAAGAAUCGUAAAGUUGGUAAAACUAAAAGCAGAUUAACAAGAAAUCAAAAAAGGGAUCGACAGAAAAUAGCAACUACCGAAAUCGGUGUGGCUGAUGACGAUUCAGGGAUUCAAGGUGAUAUUUACGAAUUUAGUGAAAAAGAAAGUAAUCUGGAGGAUAUUAGAAUACCAUCAAUAAUGCGACGAGGUAAGCAAGAAGUUCGUCACACGUCUGUGCUCGCUUCGCAUUUACAAGAAAUGCAAUACAAUGACGAAUGCAAUAAAAUUGAACCUCCAGUAUUAAUCCCGCAAGAGCCAUGGCCGCCUGCUACAAGUUGUAACCAAAAUCAAUCUGCAGAUUCAGACGCUAGUAGCCAAUCAAGAGAGAAUUCUGUUGAUAGCGACAGUCUGAAGAGAUUGUCAACUUACAAUAACGACAGUACACAGAAGUCAACAAAUCUCUCAGAAUGCCAAUGGCAAACAAAUAACUCAAAUUGUCAAGUUUGCCCCAAUACUCCAGAAAGGACCGGCAGAUUGAAACUUACACUUCGCAUGAAACGUUCGCCAGUUUUAGAAGAUAUUGUGGAAUCAGGAACAAGCCUGAGCGAAGACAGUUACGAACCUGAGUAUGAAGUAUUACGCGUGGAAGGAGUAGAAAGAAGUAGACGUAAAAAAAAGCAUAAAACCCGAGAUCGCGAAAGACGGCACAAAAAACGCGAUUUAAACCUCGAUCCCCCUCCACCUCCGAUGAAAAGGUUGCGCUUGAUUUUUGGCAAUGAAACACAUACCAUUGAUUUUCCACAUUCUUAACAGCUAUAAAUAGUAAUUUGUGGUUUCAUUCAGAAUAAAUUAUAAACACAAUUUAGGUGUGUGCGAAGACAGGCCUCCUUGUCCUGUAACAUUAUUGACUUUUUAGAGGUCUCACAAAAGUAGAAAAAGACUUUUAAGUGAUAAAAUGCUGUCAUAAGAAUCAGUGUAGAGUCUUAACGGUAAAAAUUAAUAUCUUUCGUUUUUACGUUACUCUUCGCUGUUUAAAUUUUCCCUUGCCUCUUAUUCUUCUAACAACGAAUGGUUACAGGCCUAAAGUUUUUCUUAAAGAAAAAAAAGCAAAAAAAAUGUUUCGAUGGAUUUUGGAAUGAACAAGCGUUAGUGUCUGAUUUAUUUACUAUACAGUAAAUACUUAACGAAAAAUAUUAUAUAGUUCUGUCUGAAAUAGAUUACAGAUAAUCGUUUUAGUUGGUCGGUCAUUCAUGAUAAAACUAGUAUAUUACUUUAUGUUUAUGGUAAUUGCUUUUCCAUUAAUAUUUUUGUAUAUAUGAUAAUUUUUUAUAGAAGAGACUGGCUUCAGAAACUAUGGUCUUUCAAAUUCAUUUUACUUUCAGCGGUAACAAAUUAAUUUCACUAAACAAUUUUUUACUAAUAAAAUAUUUAUAUCAUACACAAAAUUUACAUAUAAUAGGAUAAUGAACAAAUUCAGACGACGAUGAUGACGAUUACCCUUCCUACUGUUAAAAAUUAGGAAGGAAAAUACUGAGUUGAGCUAUUUCUAAGCACUAUUUCCGUAGAUACAGAGGACAAA